GUAUUGAUAAACAUGAAAAUAUUGAAAGAAUAAUUUUUAAUUGUAAAGGUGUAGGCAAAACAAAUUUUAAAUAUAAAAAUACUGGUGAACCAACUUUUGAAUAUAAAAAUAUUGGAGAAGCAAUUUUUAAAUAUAAAGGCAUAGGCAAAACAAUUCUUGAAUAUAAAAGUGCUAAUAAACUGAUUUUUAAAU
Dentiscutata heterogama is the source of this 192-nucleotide messenger RNA. NCBI's taxonomy places the organism in Eukaryota, Fungi, Glomeromycota, Glomeromycetes, Diversisporales, Gigasporaceae. The record is from the annotation of a GenBank genome assembly.